AUGGAACAAUAUGUUGGACAGGCACAUAUGGAAUCAUUUAUUGUAUUUCAUGGUCAAGGACUGACGAAGGCCGACUUUGAUCAAAUGAUCAAUACACAAGAUGGACUUUUAUCAUUUAAUAAUUUUCUAUUGACUACUAUGCAUCGUCAAGUAUCGCUCAACUUUGCUCGUGAGACUAUGGAAUCGUACGAUCUUAUUGGUAUUUUAUUCGUCAUGAAAAUCGAUCCGUCCAUAACAUCAGUACCAUUUGCUGCCAUCCAUGGUGUCAGUUAUUUCGAAGGACAAGAACAAAUACUCUUCUCCAUACAUUCUAUCUUUCGUAUUGGACCAAUGAAACAAAUCGAUGGAAAUAGUCGUCUUUGGCAAGUUGAUUUAACAUUGAUCAACGAGAACGAUCCAGAACUUCAAGUACUUACUAAACAAAUACGCAACGACACCUAUCCUCAUAUCCAAGGAUGGGACCGCUUGGGCAAAAUACUAUUUAAACUGGGACAGCUCGACAAAGCCCAAGAAGUGUAUGAUAUUUUGCUUGAUCAAACAUCGACUGAUCGUGAAAAAUCAUUAGUUUAUCAUAUGCUUGGGAUGGUCAAGCGUGCUCGAACUUAUGACAACAUUGGCUUGAUGUAUGACAACAUGGGUGACUAUUCAAAUGCAAUUUCCUCUCAUCAACAAGCACUGAAAAUCUAUCAGAACACUCUUACUUCAAAUCAUCCUGAUUUGGCUACUUCUUACAACAACAUUGGUUUGGUGUAUAACAAGAUCGGUGAUUAUUUGAAUGCAACUUCGUCUCAUCAAAAAGCACUGGAAAUCUAUCAAAAUACUCUUCCUUCAAAUCAUCCUGAUUUGGCUACGUCUUACAACAACAUUGGUUUGGUGCAUGACAACCUGGGUGACUAUUCGAAUGCACUUUUAUAUCAACAAAAAGCAUUGGAUAUCUACCAAAAUACUCUUCCUUCAAAUCAUUCUCAUUUGGCUACUUCUUAUAACAACAUUGGUUCCGUGUACAAUAGCAUGGGUGACUAUUCGAAUGCACUUUCAUACCAACAAAAAGCAUUGGAAAUCUAUCAAAACAUUCUGCCUUCAAAUCAUCCUGAUUUGGCUACAACUUACAACAACAUUGGUUUGGUGUAUGACAACAUGGGUGACUAUUCAAAUGCACUUUCGUCUCAUCAGAAAGCAUUGGAAAUCUACCAAAACACUCUUCCUUCAAAUCAUCCGGAUAUAGCUACUUCUCACAACAACAUUGGUUCGGUGUAUGACAACAUGGGUGACUGUUCCAAUGCACUAUCAUGCUAUAACAAAGCACUGGAAAUCUGGCAAAAAACUCUUCCUUCAAAUCAUUCUCAUUUAGCUCGAUCUUACAACAAUAUUGGUUCGGUGUAUGACAGCAUGGGUGAUUAUUCAAAUGCACUUUCCUCUCAUCAAAAAGCACUAGAAAUCUAUCAAAAAACUCUUCCUCCGAAUCAUCCUGAUUUGGCUUCUUCUUUUAACAACAUUGGUUCGGUGUAUGAAAAAAUGGGUGACUAUUCAAAGGCACUUUCAUACUAUGAGCAAGACCUUGAAAUCUGCGAAAAAACUCUUCCUUCAAAUCAUCCUGAUUUCGCUCCUACUUAUGGACACAUGGGAAUGAUGUGUUCCAAGAAUAGAGAGUAUUCGAAAGCUGUUUUAUAUUGUGAACGAGCUGUUAAAAUACUAGAAAACUCAGUACCUGCAACUCAUCCACAUAUUCAAUUAUAUGCAAAUAACCUCACAUAUGUAAAAAAGCAAAUGUAA
Messenger RNA from Rotaria sordida, 1773 nucleotides. The record is from the annotation of a GenBank genome assembly. Lineage: Eukaryota; Metazoa; Rotifera; Eurotatoria; Philodinida; Philodinidae.